AUGCGCCCUCCCGCUCCCUCACUCGAUGUCAUCGCUGCCCGCAACUCGGCCGCAGCUGCAGCUGCUACUUCUGGCCCCUCAAUAGCCUCAGCCUCUGCUUCCGGCCCAAACCCGCCCACCAUGGUCAUGACCGAAGCGGAUGAACCGAGAGAUUCGCGAUCUUCUUCUUCGACCAACUCCCCCGCCCCUGCCGAUAACGAAGAAUCGGAUUUUUUCCUCGGCGCCAAUGACUCGCAGUCAUCACUAGGAGUCGUACCAAACAUGCAGGACAUGCAGGUCACCGAUCCAGAAUGCCUCCCCACCGUUGCCGCUCUGCCUAGCGAAAUCCUCAUCAGCAUCUUCUCUCGCAUUAGCAAUUCGACAGAACUGUUGAACUGCAUGCUGACAUGCAAGAGAUGGGCUCGGAAUGCGGUCGAAAUCCUCUGGCACCGGCCCACCUGCACCAGUUGGGAGAAGCAUGCCUUCAUCUGCAAUACGCUUGGGCUGGAGAAGCCCUUCUUCACCUACUCCGACUUCAUCAAACGUCUGAAUCUCGCGGCCCUCGCCCCCGAGGUCAACGAUGGCAGUGUCCUGCCCCUUUCUGCCUGCUCCAGGGUUGAACGUCUGACACUGACGAACUGCAAAGGUCUGACCGACUCUGGUUUGAUACCUUUGGUCGGAAGCAGUCAAUUCCUCCUGGCGCUGGAUAUAUCAGGGGACAUCAACAUCACGGAAGCCUCCAUCAUGGCCAUUGCCAAGAAUUGUCGGAGACUUCAGGGUCUCAACAUCUCAAACUGCAAGCAGAUCUCAAAUGAAAGCAUGGUCCAGCUCGCCGAGAACUGCAAGUACAUCAAGCGGCUCAAGCUCAAUGACUGCGUGCAACUGAACGACAAUGCCAUUCUUGCGUUUGCCCACAAUUGCCCGAACAUCCUCGAGAUUGAUCUACACCAGUGCGACAAAAUCGGUAACGACCCAGUGACGGCCCUCCUCGCUAGGGGACAGUCCCUUCGAGAGCUGCGUCUAUCCAGUUGCGAACUGAUUGACGAUGCUGCCUUUCUGACGCUGCCUUCGUCAAAGACGUAUGAACACCUUCGGAUCCUCGACCUGACCUCGUGCUCGCGUUUGACAGAUCGUGCCGUCGAGAAGAUCAUCGACGUGGCACCUCGGCUGCGAAACUUGGUGCUCGCCAAGUGCAACAACAUUACAGAUGCCGCCGUCUUUGCCAUCUCGCGUCUAGGCAAGAAUCUUCACUACGUACACCUGGGACACUGCCGUAACAUCACGGACGAGGCUGUGAAGCGUCUGGUGCAAUGCUGCAACCGUAUCCGGUAUAUCGACCUGGGCUGCUGCACGCAUUUGACCGAUGACUCAGUCACGCGCCUGGCAACGCUUCCCAAGCUCAAGAGAAUUGGCCUUGUGAAGUGCGCUAGCAUCACAGACGAGAGUAUGUACGCAUUGGCCAAAGCUAAUUACCGAACGCACAGCCGUCGCGAUGCGUCCAAUAACAUCAUCCCUGGACACGAGUAUCGCUCAAGCAGUUUGGAGCGCGUGCAUUUGAGCUAUUGCACCAAUUUGACCCUGCCGAGUAUUAUCAAACUGCUAAACUGCUGCCCCAAACUCACCCACCUAAGUUUAACCGGAGUACCUGCAUUCCUACGAGACGAUCUUGAGGCCUUCUGCCGCGAGGCGCCUGUUGACUUUACUGAUCACCAACGAGCCGUAUUCUGCGUGUUUUCGGGUGCGGGCGUGGCUGGUUUGAGGCGGUAUCUCAAUACAAGGGAAGAAUUCGCCGAGUAUCACGAGGGUCGCAGACAUGAAAGACGCAGAGCUUUGCCCCCUCCAACUCCAACAGGCGGUAUUGCCCCUGGACCUAUACCAGACAUCGAUGGUUUUGAGGAAAUCGACACUCCCGAGGAUGACGACAUGGGUGAAGGUAGUGAGAUCGCGCUCGACAAUGGAAACCCUGGCGGAGACGAGCUCGUCGAUAUAGCCACGAUUCCUCCACCGCCGCCUCAUCAUUCUAUGGCAACCACAUUCUCCCACGCUCACCCAAUCGCAACACCACCGGUUUUCGAAAGCCAAUCCAACACGACGGAUCACCCUUUCGGCACGUUGAAUGGUCAGUGGAACUCAUGGUCCAAUCAGCCGCAGAACAAUGCACCCUCGAGUCUGGAUCAAAUCGCAGUUCCCAUGCCAGGUCCCAGUACUGCAGGGUCGAGCUUGUUUGGCCGCCAAGGAUCGGCGCCCGGUCCCAGCACGGCUUCGAUGCAAGCGCAUAUCGACCAAGAUGAUGAGACACGCGAUCCGUAG
Molecule: messenger RNA, 2289 nt
Organism: Anthostomella pinea
Lineage: Eukaryota; Fungi; Ascomycota; Sordariomycetes; Xylariales; Xylariaceae
Source: the annotation of a GenBank genome assembly